Molecule: messenger RNA, 4931 nt
Organism: Mucor mucedo
Lineage: Eukaryota; Fungi; Mucoromycota; Mucoromycetes; Mucorales; Mucoraceae
Exons: 6
Coding region: 21-4931 (1636 amino acids)
Biological process (GO): anaphase-promoting complex-dependent catabolic process; protein K11-linked ubiquitination; metaphase/anaphase transition of mitotic cell cycle
Cellular component (GO): anaphase-promoting complex
Molecular function (GO): molecular adaptor activity
Source: RefSeq, a predicted model, not a curated record
CUUCUCUUAAUCUUUCCUAAAUGCUUACAGAAUUAGAACGAUAUGAACCAUUUGGAAAGAAAUGCAUGGAAGCAAAAGCGCACUUUACGCAUGAUACCCAAAAUGAGUCCAUAAUGGACUUUUCAAAGAUCACCUUUAGUUCGUCUCAAGUGACAAGCGCCGCACCUCCACCUACAUUUCACAAGUUAUUCAGCAUUUCGGACACUUCGACCAUUAACAUGGGCACAGGCUUUAACGAACGUAAAAUCAACCACACAGGAAAACUAGAAAACUUAGCAUUGGACCUAGAACAAGAAAUAUACGUUCAAGGUUCGACAGUUGUUUGGAGUCGUGCAGGAUAUAUAUUAAAGACAUUUGAUUAUAGCAAAGAGAAACAAUUAAUACAACAAGUUUUAUUUGCUUGGUUCCCAUUUCAUUCAGCUUCGGACCCUACAAGUAAACCCGCAGCAGACAUCAAUGCUCACGAUAUGGAAGGCGAGGACCGCAUUGUAGAUGAUUAUUGGCAGAAAAAAGGUCCGCAAUCCAUCAUCAAUUACAAUUCAGUUGGUGCAAUUAUUCAAGAUACUAUACCCUUUGUGGAAGGAAAUAAAGUGCAGCGUAGAACAUUAUGUAUCGUAUUCCAAAAUAAUAUCAGGAUUCAUUGCGAAGAUGGUAUGAGCUUUACAUCCCAAAUACCCUUUGAAAUAGGUGAUGUCGUGCCAUUGGAUGUCGGUUUAUUGGUGAGCCGUAAACAUGAGCCAAAAAUCAAGAGCAGAAAUAGAAAACCCCUUCAAACAGGAGCAGCCUCUUUCUUUGUUACUGUUACACAUCCAUUAAGGGGUGCCUGUCCUGUCAAGACAAAGGAAGUCAGUCAUACUGGUAUCAACACUCUACCAGAGCAAUUCACCAGCCCUCAGAAAUUAUUGUUUGCAACUACAAAAUCCUCAGAAACGGGCAGGUUACCUGUUAUUGUCACAUUAAAUAUCAAGGAAAACAAACAUUACAUCUGGACUUAUGAUCGUCGAAAAGAAAAGAAUCAAUUACCAAAGACAGCUCAAACACCAACAACCAAGAAAAGAAAGGCUUCACAAGCUUACGUCAGCAAAAAAUUGCCUGGUACACUCAAUAGAAAGAAAUCCAAACUAAAUGCUGCAGAUUCUCCACGCGCGCAAUUCCACGAAGAUUACAUUUCUGAUGACGAAAUGUUGCAUGAAAAUGAAGCAGAGCGAGAUCUUUGGCAUGAAUUAUUAGACAAUAGCGAAAUCACACUUCGAUUAUUAUGGAGAGAAUCUCACGGCACAAAAAUGCCAGCAAAAUUAAAAGGAGUCAAAGAUGUUAAAUCACAAUCGUUUUUAAUUCACGACCUUAACGGUCAAGAAUUAAUCUGUAUUUUAAACAACACACUUGGUAGCCUUCAAGUAAUUAAUCUCAGUAAAGCAACACAGUUAUUAAACGAUUGCAUCGAGUUUAAGACCCCCGCCAAGUUAGCUAUACCUAUCAAUGCAACCCGAGAUAGCUACAACGAUUUGUUAUUUGUAGACGCAAAUGGAUCGCUUGAGAUUUACGUGGAUAAGGGGGCUCGACUCUCCUUGACACAGCCAAAGCAAGGAAACUUGGUUAAUCUGAUUGAUCCUGUCUAUGAUCGAUUUACGGCCAUCUACGAAAAUGGGCAAAUGUUUCGUUAUAGGUUGCAACUCCGACCCAAAACUUCCUUGGUACGUGAUUGUCUUGCUGCUAUCAGUUGUGCCACAUCCUUCUAUUUCCCUAAAAUAUGGUGUAGAUACCUCAAGAUAGCUCAUAUCACCCCAUUGGUGAAUGACAGUGAUCGUAUUCAUGCGGAUGAAUGGCAAGUUUUCUUUGUGACUCUCUUGUCCUUUCUCUUAUUGAAGAAGCAAGGCUAUUACACCGGCACAAAAAAACCCGCGUCUUCACAGGCAGCAAUCAGGGAUAUAAAGUUACAGCAAAUUAAGGCCUCCAAUAUCGAAUACAUGACACAAAAAUUGGGAUUUAUGGCGAUUACACCUGAGUUGAAUUACGAUUAUCUUUUAGACGAGAAUUAUUAUCAAGGUGUUCCUGCACCAUGGAUUGAUCGAGUUAUCACGUUUCGACCAAAAGAUCAUAUGGAGGAAGAAGUAUAUUUGGAUUCGUUUGAAUUUACAGAAAUUGUCAAGAGCUUGCAUAUUAUUUAUGAAGAUUACCGCAUCAAUAAAUCUAUGAAAAUGCAAGCAAAUUUACUUGGCUACCUAUUAUUACAAUCUACCGUCAUUUUAAAGAAUAAGGACUGGAUUGAAUACUACAAAAGCCAAGGGUUAAACCCUUUAUUCACUGUAAAUUUAACACUUGUGGGUGAUGAACCAAGAGAGAUCCUUAUUGAACCACCGAAUAUUCAAAUAUGCUUAAGACAAAUGACACCGAAUACCUCUUCAAACCCGACUCUAUUAAGUUCAUUCGGUGUGAAUACCUUAGAACCCGCCACAGGUCAUUGUCAUCACAACUACGCUCGUACUGUCAAAAAUCUUUGGUCUCUCUAUGGUGCCAUCAAUACUGGUGAAAAGACUAUAUUGUUAGACCGCAUGGUUGCUGAACGUAUUACAAGAAACGACAUAGAGAUAUUGAUUGAUACAGUCUCGUUUCCGAUUUUGGAAGCCCUGGAUUAUUUAAAAGAAAAUCCAAUGAUCAAUUGGUCUAAAGAAUCGUAUACGGUGAUAGGAAGAAAUGACAUGUAUAAGCAACUCAAAUUAAAGCCUACUGUGUGUGAUCCCAAUACGGAUAUAUUUAAGCUCCCAUUUCAAAAAGAAUCUGACCAUUCACAAUCUGUCAAUGAUUUGAUCGAAGGCCGCUCCGCCGCUCCUGUCAUUACAUGUCCUUACAAGACGGAUAUAUUAAAUAUGGAAACCGAACGUUUACGAUUUGGAUUUGGAGGCGUGAUAGAAAAAGUCCGCAACAUGCUAGACGGGUCACGCAUUCCAGAUAUUGAAGUAGAAGUUCUACCUGAUACAUCAGAUGACGAUAUUACGAGAGAACAUCAAGCUCAUGUUAUCUUGGCGGUGAAACGUACAUUAUCUGUGGGAAUAGGUCGUGCUAUCUUUGCUUACGGAACUUAUGUGCCUGAUCUAACGCGUGUACCACCUAUCGAACCUCUUGUGUUGUCAGGCAAGAUACUCCCAUUGCGCAAGAUCGUCAACCUAGACGAGCAAUUCUAUGGCCCAGAUUUCUUGCACUGGCCCGAAUUUCAUAACGGUGUUGCUGCAGGACUCCGCAUAUCGCCCAGUAAUAACAUAAAUGAUUCGUGGAUCGCAUUUUGUUAUCCUACGGAGCUAGGUCCUGAACAUGGUGGACUUUUGCUUGCGCUAGGUCUGAACGGUACUCUGAAAAAAUUAUCUGUGGUAGAUUGGUAUCAGUUUAUCUCACAGCCCUGUGAUCUGGUUUCAGUCGGGUUUCUCUUGGGAACAGCAGCUGCAUUUCGUGGUACGAUGGACGUGAAAGCUGCCAAACUAAUAUCUGUGCAUGUUCCUGAACUUUUACCGGCAGGAUCUAAUAGUUUUGCACAACCUAUUUCUGUACAAGCUGCUAGUAUAUUGGGUAUUGGACUUCUUUAUAUGAACUCUUCCAGCCGUGUCAUGACCAUGACCAUGUUUAAUGAAAUUGGAAAAAAUGCUUCUACCUCUAAUCCAAUCUUGAAACCCGGCGCCGAAGUCUUUGCUCUGUCUGCGGGAUUUUCGUUGGGUUUAAUUACGUUGGGUGCUGGAGAUGAUAUCUUGCGUUUGGAUCCUCAAAUGUGUAACAAAUUGAACCAUCUGAUUACGGGUAGAUCUGUCAUAUUUACCGAGGAUGGCUUGGAAGAGAAAGUAGAUCAAAAUAUUGCUACAGAUGUCACUUCAGCAGGUGCGACCAUUGCUCUCGCUCUUAUGUAUUUGAAAACGGAGAAUGUACGCGUCGCACAAAGUAUCGAUAUGCUGAAGACAAGGCCUUACCUUAAUUACGUCCAGCCUCACUAUUUGUUACUUCGUGUGGUUGCUAAAAGUUUAAUUAUGUGGAGCACCAUUUUACCUACAGAAGAGUGGAUCGAAAGUCAAGUACCAGAGUUUAUUGUAGAAGAUAUGGACAACCCGGAUCUCCCUCCUACAGACCUUGAGGUGACAAAGCAAGCCAUGUACAAUAUCAUUGGAGGAGCAUGUCUUUCCAUUGGGUUGCGAUAUGCAGGUUCGAAGAAUGAGGAUGCUCUCCAGUGCUUAACUGUUUACCUGGAUAAAUUCGGCAGGAUGUUGGGCGUUCCCGAAUAUAAUCCACAGCAGAAGAUUACUAGAGUAGCUAUCCGAACAUGCUUGGGUGUAGUUUGUACAGCUGCAGCGAUGGUAAUGGCCGGUACGGGUAACCUCGAAUUAUUGACACGGCUCGAACUUUUAAAUGAUCGCCUUGCACCAGAUAUGGACUAUGGUAAUCAUAUGGCAGUAGGCAUGUCACUGGGUAUGCUGUUUGUGGGUUUAGGAGGAUACACAUUAACAACAAGUAAUGAGGCCAUUGCAGGGCUAUUGUGCGCGUUUUACCCUUUCUAUCCUAUGAAUUCGGAGGAUAACCAAGAUCAUUUACAAGCGUUUAGACAUUUAUGGGUAUUAGCGGUUGACUCGCGAUGGUUGAUGCCGUUUGAUGUUGAUAGUAAAAAGCCUUGUCGGGUGCCGAUGCGUCUUGAGAUAUAUGAAGAUAAUGGCAAAUCGCUAUUACAAAGAAAAGUGCGUCAUAUGAGGAUUGAAGCUCCUUCGGUCGUGCCUGAUUAUAAGUUAAUUAAAUCCAUUCAUUUGGAUGGUGACAGGUAUUGGCCACUAUUCAUCAACAUGGGGUCGGGCGAAUAUCAAGAAUCAAUCAUCAAGUCCGGCCUAAUGUAUGUGAAAAAGAAAAAAGGAAAAAAGAGUUACGAAGAGGAUCCAUUUGGAAAAAGAAGUCUAACUUGGUAA